Messenger RNA from Plodia interpunctella (Indianmeal moth), 6738 nucleotides. RefSeq names its product proteasome activator complex subunit 4B-like. The coding region runs from base 246 to 6089 and encodes 1947 amino acids. Gene Ontology annotation, biological process: proteasomal ubiquitin-independent protein catabolic process. The record is from RefSeq and is a predicted model, not a curated record. Gene Ontology annotation, cellular component: cytosol; nucleus. The transcript is spliced from 25 exons. Gene Ontology annotation, molecular function: proteasome binding; peptidase activator activity. NCBI's taxonomy places the organism in Eukaryota, Metazoa, Arthropoda, Insecta, Lepidoptera, Pyralidae.
UAUGUGAUACGUCAAAAUUUUUGUGAAACGGAACGGCAUUAUUCGACUGAUUUGGAUUUUUCAAUACAAUAAAAUUCAUUUCAAUGACUUGUGCAAAUUCAACGUUGAUUUGUUGAUGACGGAACAAUAAUAGGCAGUCAAGUUGUGCAGCGCAGUAUACUUACAUCACGGCCGACUCAUGCCGCCGUCAUUACCUAAGGGAUAAUCGUUCAACUUGUUUUGUGCUCAAGUGCUAAUAAAUCAAGAUGUUUCAAGACGACGAAUAUGAACUUUCGGUGACGAGCCCUGAGCGUAUUCAGAGCUUGGGGUUCAAGCCGCAGAAAGAAAUUCUGACCAAUCGGUUGCUACCAUAUGCUGAAGAGUUAGAUGAGGAGUCACAGCGGUUCUUGGAGCAAGUUAAGACAAACCUUGCCAAAUCUGUUUUGCUGAGAGAGAUGAAACCCGCCUGUGGGGUCUGGUCUUCCAGGCUCAUGAAGUACAUAAGAAUUUUUGGAUUGAAAUUCUCUAAAGAGGACCACAUAACUUUUAUAAAACUUGCCUUUGAGCUUGCCCUGACACCUGAUUUGGAGCCAUGCAAAAUCCACAAAUUUGCUACUAUUUUCACUAUGCUGACAAAGAAGCGACACCUCAUUUCGCCAGAAGACUUGACGCUCCCGUGGCGUCCACUCUACGAGCUGGGGAGAAAGAUAUAUGAUAAAAGUUCUGGCUUAUUCCAUUAUCUUACGGCCGAAUUACCUGAUAUCGACGCUUGGACAAUGCUCGAUGGUCUGUCCAAUCAACUGCCAGGCCUAGGCGUUGAUCGCUUCUUACAUUCGCAAGGUUCACCCCUUAACCUACACAAAUCCUUGGAAGGCUCCUAUUUAUCAAUGGUCAAAUGCGCUAGACCAUAUUUCGAGACGAGCGCGACACAAGAGAUCCUAGACGAGUUCCUCCCGCAGAUCUGCCCGUGGGUGACGGAGUCGCACGUGCUGGGGCAGCUGGUGGUGUUCCUGCCGGUGGCGCUGCCGCCGCGCCUCGCCGCCGCGGGCCACCUGCUGUGGUUCGACAAGAUGAUGACGCUGUGGGAGACGUGUCACAAUUCUCCUUGCGGCGUCUCGGAACUAAUAAUGUUAUUCGCGGGCCUAGCGAAACGUAACCCCGGGGCGGUGGACUGGGCGCCCUUCGUGCCCAACAUGUUCACCCGCUUCCUGCACUCGCUCAACCUGCCCGUCAGCUACAAGGAGAUGCAGAUAUCCAAAUGUCAUUCUCUAGACAUGAAGCAGGUGGCCCUCUGGAUAGUGUGGGCCAUAAGCCCCGACGGCUUGGUGUUAAAGCACCUCCGCAGUUUCCUUGCGGGAGUUGAGAGCUACAUGCACAGCGCCAACUCUGGCCGGUGGUCCUACAAGCUGAGGGAUUUACUGAGGAAACUGGCCAGAGAAUUCUUGAACAGAGUGCGUCGCGAACGCGAAAAGAAGUUCAAAGAAAGCUGGGAGAACCAAACUCCGGAAGCAUACAAGCUCCGAGACGAAGAUAUCACAGAAUUCGUCAACAUAGUAUUCGAGCCGACCUUCCAAGCGGUGUACAGCCGCAGCGGCUCCCUCGAUAUCUUCACGGCUCUGCAGAACCUGGCUACGCUGAGGCCUGCCAUUGUGAUCCCCCCAUUGCUGGAAAAACUAAGAACAUCUUUGACAUCGCUCACUGAGCCCCACAGGGUGACAGCUGUCAUGUCCGCCGUCGCCUCAGUCGCCAGACCCAUGCUCAGAGGACGGGAUGCCGACUACCCCGAAGGACAAACCCAUGUAGUCCCUCUCCUCAUGGCCGUCCUACCCGGUCUAGACCCAAACGACACCAAGAAAACAUUAGUAACGCUACACUUUAUACUAAUUUUCAGUUGGAUGGUCCCCAUAAUCGAUUGCAGCUCUGCGCAUGAACACUGGUCAGAUUUAACUGAAGAAGAAUUACUCACUUGCGAAUCGACCGCGCAGUUGGAAGACUUCGUACUGUUAUUCUUAGAUAGAUUAUUCGUAUUUAUCGAGUCCAGUGUAAUGGAGCACGUGCGAUUGGACACGAAGGAAUCUGAAUUGAGUCGUAGUAAAAUAGACGGCUUGAUGGAAACGUCUAUGUCAUCGGCGGCCACGGCAGUUCUGAUGCAGUGUUCUCCGAAAAUAUUCAAAGAGGCACUGAGGAAAUUUAAAGCGUUCGCAACGGAAUCAACGUUUGAAAUCAAUGUGUCGGGCAGCAUGGUUGGAGUGUUAUUGAGGGUUUUUGCCAGAGUCGACUCUGAAGCGACACUGGCCGCUUUUGUGCCCAAAUUGUGUCAAGAAUUAACUGAGUUAUUAGCAACGGAUGAGAGUUUACAUGAAGAAAAUCCAUCUAGAGAUCUAGUGUACAGAUUAGUAUUGUUGAUGCACGUGGUCGAAUGCGACGGGGUCGUGUUGUUGAAAUAUAUUCCACAGAUAUUGCCAGUGUUAGACCGAGCAUUGAAACUCCACUCGAGCGUCGCCCUCGGACGGUCUUGUGAGAUUCUCAGCCACAUGUUCACAUCUCUCUCGAGUUUAUAUUUAUAUGAAUGGAAAAGUUCGCCGAAAGACUAUUCGGAAGCUCCGGAAAAAUGGCUGCCUAUUCGAGAGUGGGGCGACGGGUGUUUGUUGAAAGAGGCGAAUUUCAAAUGGCACGUCGCCAAUGCGGAAGAAGCCGAAUGUGCUCAGACAUUAGUGGAUAGGUACUUGAAGCCAGAAAUUUUGAGGUUAAGGCAGUGGCUUAAUGACGAGAGGCCGAUAUGUCGCGAGCGGCGCUUGCGCAGUUUCCAUAUAAUCAACGCUGUGCUAUCGUGCGCUACGUUCAUGCCACCACCUGAUGAAGAGCCGAUAGCCCUCAUGGAGUCGCUGGUGCCGGCGACGAACAUGCCAUUUACGAACGGCAUCAAGCACGAGGUGCGCGUGUGCGACGCGAACGUGCGCGUGACGCUCACCGCGCUCAUGCUGGCCGUGCAGGCGCGCAUGCUGGCGGACAAGUCCGACGACACGCGCGGCUUCGAAAUGCUCAUACAGGUGUGGGAACGCGUAGUGGUGACAAAAGGCCUCCGGGCCAGUUCCCGACUGGACUCUCGUCUCCGAUCGUUCGGAGCCCUGGAGCGCGCCACCGACGGCCGCGGCGGAUUGGCCAGGACCGCCACCGGCACAGCCAGGCUCCGAAUGCUAUUGGCUGAUGCGGCCAGGCUGCAGGAAGACGCGAGGUUGGACCUCGUAUGUGACGCGGGGAUAACACCUUCCGCGUUGCAUGCUUUGCAUGCGCUGGCCGACUUGUCCGUCAAUACUUACAGUUCGGUCCGAAUCCUCUCCCAAGUGCGCCUCUAUUGGAUGCUGAGCCAUUACCCCUAUUCCUACCGCGCGCUGGUCCCCAAACUGGCGGAAAUACUCACGACUGGCGGGGAAGGGGAAGAAUGGCACGACAAGCACAAAGGCGCCCUCUACAUCAUGCUGGGGCCAAGGUCGUGGCCGCUGGUGGCCAAGCAGGAUUGGGAAGUGGUGCGGACCCUGUGGCCCGCCAUUUUGAAAGCGCCACUUAGCGAAAAGCCGAGUAUAUUGAGACUAGAACAAGCAUUCAUCGACUGUCUCCAAAGAAACUUCCCAGCCGUCAACACACGGCUUACGAUGGCUCAGUCCGCGAUCGAUAUCGCUAAAAACUUAUUGACGGAAACGGAAAUAGCUGACCCAUCACUGGUGGAGUUGAUGAAGGGUGCUGCGGAGCGAGAAAUAGCACAUUCAGACAAGAUGGAAGCGAUUUAUAGAGAAUUGAUUGAAGAAUUAGUGGAUAUAGCUGAAACGCCUAAUAUCCAGUGGCGGCGGCUGGAGCUGGGCUUGCAGAUGCUGUCGUUCUGUCCGUCCGUGCAGACGCCGUACGGGCCGCGCGCCGCGCGCCUGGCCGUGCGCGCGCUCGCGCACGACGACAUCGCCGUGCGCCGGCUGGCCGCGCCGCUCACCUACUACGCGCUGAAGCAGUGCAAGCGCCCGCUCAAGAAGGUCGACGUGGACCCGUAUGCGGCCGCUGGCGUCGCCAAACCGGAUGUUCUCGUGCCUGGUUACAGAAAAGAUCUAGAAUGGACAUUGUGGUCCGAAGAAAGAAUUCCAAAAACUGACGAAGAAUGGGACAAACCCUGGCUCAGGAACCUUACAUAUGGUUUCUAUGCAUGGCCCAAAAAAUUAGAGGUAGCAGCGCCAUCUAGCGAACAAGUGCGAACUUGCGAUUUACCCGUAGACCAAAUGACAGAGACCGAGCGACAUGUCCGCGACUUCUUCAGCGAUGACGCGAAUGUAGAGCGGCUGGUCGGUUUCCUCACCGUCGAGGAGAAAAAGGGGAAGGACAAGUUCAGCGGCAUGAGGUUCUCCGUUUUUAAAAUGUUGUUCGCUCAGUUCGGUGAAGAAAUCGCCAACAAAUUCUUAUCGCGCGCGUUGAAAUGCGCGGGCGAUUCGCAAGAGGCGCCGCAGCGAUUCGCGGCGGAAGUGGCGGCCGCCGCGCUGCGGGCGUCCCGGAAGUACCCGCGGGAACAGGCAAUGGCCUUGCAAAAAGCUGCCAUGGACAUUGUGCAGAUUGGUCUAACAACGGUGACCCCAGAGACGAUGGACGACUGGGGCACAGCUCUAGGCAUGGGGCUAGAAAAACUUGACCCACUUCGGGGCGCGAUCGUGAUCCGCACAUUGUUGGAACUAUGCGUGCCGCCCGCAAAUAAUGAUGACCUCGACGUAGCGCCCGAUAAACACGCGUCCUUCAUUAUCUGUGCGCGACUGUACGCCUUGCAGGGGGCGUUAGUGUCGAUGAUGUGGCGAGGCGCACCGCUGGCCGCCGAGAUACUGGAGCGGCUGGAGGCCGCGCACUUCACGCAGCAUCCCUACCAGAAUGUGCGCGAGAUCGUCGGAGCCCUCCUAAUGACGAUCUUCAUGCUGGAGCUGGUGUUCCCGGGAGGCGAGCGCGGGCCCGCGCCUGCGCUGUCGCGGUUCCUGGACAGCGUGCAGCCGCGGCUGGCUGCUUUGUACGACGAGAACGGAGACAUUGUGGUGAAGCCGGCGCCUGGAGCGGCGGCGGGGCCGUGCGCGGCGCAGAGCCGGACGGAGGCGAGCGCGGUGUCGCGCGCACGCGCGGGCGCCGCGCCGCUGCUGCUCGAGCUCGCGCAUCUCGCGCCGCGCGCGCUGCUGCCCGACGACGAGCCGCAGACCACGCACGGCUCGGGCUUAGAAGACGCGGUGUCGCGCGGCCACAAGCUGGAGUCGGCGGUGGUCGCUCAGUUCCAGACGGCGCUGCGGCUGGCCGGCGACGCAGCACCGCCGCUCGCCAGUUCCCACGCCAGGGCUGUUAGCUUGCUCACCACUGUGCUUCGCGGCUGCCUAGGCGUGAUGAUGCGCGGGCCGGGCAACUACACCGGCACUCUGUACCGCCUCGCGCGCACGGCGUGUGCGCUGGCGGCGCGAGGGGCGCCCCACAACGACGAGCUGCCCCGGGCCGCGGCCGCCUUCCUGGCCGCGCUCGCGCUCGCCCACCACCCGCCCGACGCCUUCGACGCCGCGCUGGACACGCUCGACCGACUCGCUGACGAUCGUUCAUGGUGGGCCCGCCUGUCGUGCCUGGAGUUUGCGCAGCCGCUUCUGUUCUACGGUCUACCGCUGCUGUGCGCCCGCACAGACCGCGCCGUGCGCGCUGAGAACUUCGCGCUCAAACUGAUGCGCGACUCAAGGCUGGAGGUUCGGCAAUCAGCCGCGAAGCUCCUCACCGGGUUGAUGCACUGUCGCGCUCUGCCUGACGAGGAGAACACACUGAAGAAACUCAUGCACAGCUGCCAGUCCAAGCAGCUGGUGGAACGGCACUGCGGCGUUCUGGGCCUGUGCGCAUAUCUGGCGUCGCGGCCCUACAGCCUGGGCCCACGCCUGGGCCGAGUGCUGGCCCAGCUGGCGCGUCACACCUCCGCCCCCGACCCCAUCCCCGCCACCAUCCGCACGGCGCUCGCCGACUUCCGCCGCACGCACCAGGACGACUGGCCUAAACACAGGGAACAACUAACCGAAGAGGAACUCGACUUGUUGGCAGACCUCACCUCGCCCCCUAGUUAUUGCGCUUGAACGUUUUUUAUCCCAAGGGGGUUCGUGUAUAUACGGGUUGCCAUCACCUUAAGAAGGAACGUCGACAAAAUAGGAUUAUUAUAGCGGAUUAUAACGCUUAUGUGAUACUGCGUUGCUACCUGCUAUUAUUUCAACAUACAUUCUUGCAUAACCUCAGUGCUCAAUAUUUUCAAAAUAUAGUUUUUGACAAUUGAAAAAUCAGUUUUUAGUAAUAAAUAGAUAAUAUCUGCAUAACAUUAGGAUACAUCAAACGGUGGUGGCAAGUGCAACCAUAUGCGUUGCAUCUGGGUGGUGGUCAUAGCUGAUUAUAUUUAUAAUUUAUAUACAUUUGUAUAUACAAACUUUUAUUCAUUGUAAUCGGACAUAUAACAUUUUAAAAUACAAGUAAUCAGACAAUUGUCAUUUAAAAAGUAGGUCAUCGUUUUAAGUUGUACUAUAUUUUUAUAUCGUAAUUAUUUUUUGACACUUUUUCAGUAUUUUGGAUUGUUGUUAUAUCUGACCCUUUCUAUCUAUAAUUAAAAUUUGAGUUAAUUUGUUGACCUCCAUGCAAAUAGUAUGGAGUUUAUAGGUUUUGUAAAUACAAUGUAUAGAUAUAAUUCAUGUUAUUAGGUUUUUUAAUAAAUAAUGAAAUGAAUGAUGAAUAAGGAAA